Molecule: messenger RNA, 327 nt
Organism: Daldinia vernicosa
Lineage: Eukaryota; Fungi; Ascomycota; Sordariomycetes; Xylariales; Hypoxylaceae
Exons: 1
Coding region: 1-327 (108 amino acids)
Source: RefSeq, a predicted model, not a curated record
AUGAAGUCUUUCGGUCUCUUCAGCAUUAUAGUUGCCUCCGCCUUGCUUCCCGCAACUCAGGCAACCUGGUGUCAAUUCUUCUACGACAGCGGCUGCUCCAACAGCGCCAACGGCGACACCAACUUCGAUUGUGCUAACCACAAUGUCUUCGGAAGCGGUGGAGGCUACGCCAAGUGUCAUGGCACGAAAGGAAGCAAACAAUCAUGCUUGAUCGAUCGAUGCUCCGACGGGUCAUGUGCAAACAGUGAAACAUUUAACGUCGCUUCGGACGAGUCCUGUGUCGGCAUGGGGGGCGCGGGGCCAUACUAUAAAAUAUAUUUCGCCUAA